CAACAACUGCUAAAUAAGAUAAUAAUUGAAUUUUGUUUAAGAAAAUCUUCACUUUAGGUAAAUUCUUUGAUGCGAAUUUUUGGAUGUUUCAAGGUUGAAUUUUUUUUUUUGGAAAAAGUAGACAAAAGAAAAUAUCAUAAAAAAAAAUGAUGCAAUCAUCAAUAGAAAUAUGCAAAGUUUUACCAGUUAAUCGAUCUAAGGAACGCAAACUUGUUACGCAUAACGUGUUUCUUAUAAUAUCACCAUAAAUGCAUCAUUUAUUGGUUCAGUUCAUUCAUAUCUUUGUGGUAUAGUGCUGAUCAUAAUCUGAAUAUGAAGCGCUACUAGAUAAAACUGUUGAUCGCCUCUGCUUAGUAUAAUUUUGCAAUAUUUUAAGUUAAUAUCUCUUUUAUUAUAAUGUGUUUUCCUUGCUACUCAAGCAAAUUUAUAUCAGCUAUUGUGUUAUCAGUGUGCAUGCAUCUUGAGAAUAUUUUUAAAAGAUAACUUAAAUUUAGUAUAUAAAGUAUAAUUGUAAUAUUAACAUGUUCGGAUUAUUAAUAUUGAGUUUGUUUGCUGCCCUCAUCAUUUGGGAUUAUAUUUAUAAAAAAAAAAGGGAUAAUAUUUUAAGGCAAUCAAAUGUAUCCGGACCUAAAACAUUUCCAAUCAUUGGCAAUGCUUUAGAAAUGCGUAACGUAACCACGGAAAAUGUAUUCGAAUGUUCGUUAGAGAGAAAACGAAAAUACGGUAAAAUUCAUCGCUUAUGGAGUUUAAAUCAAUUAAGUAUCAUCGUAAUGGAUGUUAAUUAUAUUGAGGGCAUUUUAACAAGUCAACAAAUUAUUAAAAAAAGUAGCUUUUACGAUAUUUUAGUCGAUUGGUUGGGUCGUGGACUAGUUACUAGUACAGGCAAAAAAUGGCAUACUCGUCGUCGAAUAAUUACGCCAACAUUUCAUUUCAAAAUAUUGGAACAAUUUAUUGAAAUAUUUGAUCAGCAAUCGACUGUGCUGGUUAAAAAUAUGUUUAGUAAGGCUGACGGUAAAACUCCUAUCAAUAUUUACCCGGAGGUCAGUUUAGCUGCUCUAGAUAUAAUAACAGAAACGGCUAUGGGUGUUAAAGUUAACGCUCAAGAAAAUCCCAAUAUUGAAUAUGUUAGAGCAUUGGCCCAUGUUUGCCAAAUAAUUGGCAAACGUUUUAUUACACCAACCCAACGCUUGGAUUGGCUAUUUCGUUUAACUGCUCGGAGCGAUUAUCUCAAACUGCACGAUAAUAUAAAAAUUUUGCAUAAAUUUACUGAUGAAGUGAUACAAAAACGACGCGACGCUUUGGAGAAAGCCUUACGAGACGGAACGUAUGAAAAAAAUGCAACGGUGGAAGAUGUGGCUACUAAAAAACGCUUGGCUUUAUUAGAUGUUUUAUUAUUGUCCUCCGUUAAUGGAAGCCCUUUAAGUAACGAAGACAUACGCGAAGAAGUUGUGACAUUUAUGUUUGCCGGUCAUGAUACAACUACUAGCGCUAUGUCGUUUAUUUUAUAUUUAAUUUCUCGAUAUCCCUUAGUACAGAAGAAACUAGUUGCCGAAAUCCAAAAUAUAUUAAAUAAUGAUAAUAAUAAAUCACUUACUUAUAAUAAUCUGCAAGAGCUGAAAUACAUGGAAUGCGUUAUAAAGGAGGCAUUGCGUUUAUAUCCACCCGUAGCCUCUAUAGGACGACAAGUUACCGAAGAUGUUCUUAUAGACGAUUUAAAUAUACCAGCUGGCGCUAACGUAAGUGUACCAUUUUAUUUGGUUUUGCGCGAUCCGGAUUAUUAUGAUGAGCCCGAUAUAUUCAAACCAGAACGUUUCGAUACACCUAUUAGCCAACCACUCAAUCCAUUCGCUUUUACGCCCUUCUCGGCUGGACCGCGCAAUUGUAUUGGUAAGAAAUUUGCUAUGCUGGAAAUGAAAAGCACUAUUUCGAAAGUGUUGCGGCACUUUGAAUUGCUUCCGUUGGGACCUGAGGUGCGGACCGCCUCGCACAUUAUUACGCUUUCAGUGACCGGAGUACAUUUAGGACUUAAGCCUAGAAAAUGGUAACUGAACUGCUCCACUUUAUCGAAAUAUAAUUUUCAUCAUUUGCAUCUUUUACUAAUUGUGUUAUGGCCAAACGAAAAUGUAAUAAAAAUAAUAUUCUACAGUUAAGAUUUAUAUAUUUAAACUUGUAUUUAAUAGCU
Glossina fuscipes is the source of this 2182-nucleotide messenger RNA. RefSeq names its product cytochrome P450 4d2-like. The transcript is spliced from 7 exons. NCBI's taxonomy places the organism in Eukaryota, Metazoa, Arthropoda, Insecta, Diptera, Glossinidae. Bases 522 to 2045 code for a protein of 507 amino acids. The record is from RefSeq and is a predicted model, not a curated record. Gene Ontology annotation, molecular function: heme binding; oxidoreductase activity, acting on paired donors, with incorporation or reduction of molecular oxygen; monooxygenase activity.